GCCGCUGCAGCGGCGGCUGGAACCGUGCGGGGAAACCGAAAGUGGGCGGCGGCCGCGGCGGGGGCCCCGGCUGAGAGGGCGGCGGGAGCAGGGCCCAGAAGCGCGGAGACGGGCCGUCGGCCCCCGGAACUAGGCAAAGAUGCUGGAAGCAGAUCUGGUUUCAAAGAUGCUAAGGGCUGUUCUGCAGUCUCAUAAGAAUGGAAUAGCAUUACCUCGGCUCCAAGGCGAGUACAGAUCCUUGACUGGAGACUGGAUCCCAUUCAAGCAGCUGGGUUACCCAACGCUAGAAGCCUAUCUGAGAAGCAUACCGGCAGUUGUCAGGAUAGAAACCAGUCGCUCUGGAGAGAUAACGUGCUAUGCUGUGGCAUGCACAGAAACGGCGAGGAUUGCCCAGCUUGUGGCUCGCCAAAGGAGUUCCAAAAGGAAAGCAGGGCGGCAAGUUAAUUGCCAGAUGCGAGUCAAGAAAACCAUGCCAUUUUUCCUAGAAGGAAAACCAAAAGCAACCCUCAGACAACCAGGAUUUUCUUCAGGGUUUUCUAUCAACAAGAAGCCUCCUACUGCAGCACUGUCAAGAGAUAAAGGAAACUCUCUUGGAGUUAAAUCUGAUGCUGAAAUGCCACCUUACACAGUCCACACAACUCUUGGAAAUGACGCGUUCAAAAAUGUUCCAGUGCAGAGACAUGUGACCUUGCCUACCAAUAACAGGUUUAGUCCAAAGGCACCUCAAUCACCAGCUUUUCUGAUGCAACUCUCAAGAACCUGUCCUAAGGAAAUGAGUGAUCAUUUAAAUCAGGUUGUUGAAAAAACAAAUGUCACACCUCUGGACUCUUACCCUUAUCAAAUGGAUGAGGUUCAAAGUCGGAUAAAGGAAAUUCUUAACAAACACAACAAUGGCAUUUGGAUAUCUAAGCUUCCACAUUUUUAUAAAGAGUUCUAUAAAGAAGAACUUAAUCGAGGACUUUUACAGCAAUUUGAACACUGGCCUCAUGUUUGCACGGUGGAAAAACCAAGUAGUGGUGGUGAAGAUUUACUUCUUUAUCCAGCUAAGAGAGCACAGCUUUCAAGAGGUGAACCCACAAAUGAGAAAGUGCCACCAUUGCCACGGCCUGCUGAGAAGCAGGUGUCAACAUUAAAGGAGUAUCCAGCAGUCAUCCCAAAAGACAUUAAAGAGAAAGUUGCAACACUGCUGGUGAAGUACUCAAGUGGGCUUUGGGCCAGUGCACUCCCUAAAGCCUUUGAGGACAUGUACAAAGUGAAACUCCCUGAGGAUGCCUUAAAAAAUCUCGCUUCACUUUCUGAUGUGUGCACUAUAGACUACAUUUCUGGAACACCCCAGAAGGCUAUUCUCUAUGCAAAACUUCCAAUGCCCACUGACAGAAUGUUCAGUGACGAACUGCAAGCACAAGGCGAUUAUGACAUCAAGUGUAUGAUUGAGCAAGAGUAUUUGCAGAUAGAAGAAAACAUUGCCGAAAGUGCCGAUAGCCUCGUGGAGAAUGUGACCAUUCCUCCUCUAAUCAUUCCAUCUGAGGCAUCCCCAUCUGUAUUGGUGGUUGAGCUGAGCAAUACCAAUGAAGUGGUGAUCAGGUAUGUGGGGAAAGACUAUUCUGCUGCUCAGGAGUUAAUGGAAGAUGAGAUGAAGGAAUACUACAGCAAGAACCCCAAGGUCGCUCCAGUCCAGGCUGUGCAUGUUGGGCAGUUGCUGGCAGUAAAUGCCGACGAGGAUGCGUGGCUGCGGGCACAGAUCAUCUCAGCAGAUGACAAGAAAAUAAAGGUAUGCUAUGUUGACUACGGUUUUAGUGAAAACAUUGAAAAGAGCAAAGCAUACAGAUUGAAUCCUAAAUUCUGUUCACUUCCAUUCCAAGCCACAAAGUGCAAGCUAGCAGGCCUGGAAGUUCUGAGUGAUGACCCUGAUUUGGUGAAAGUGGUUGAAUCUUUAACUUGCGGGAAGAUCUUUGCAGUGGAAAUACUCGACAAAGCUGACAUUCCCCUUGUUGUUCUGUACGACACCUCAGGAGAAGACGACAUCAACAUCAAUGCCACCUGCUUAAAGGCCAUAUCUGACAAGUCACUAGAAGUUCACCUUCAGGUCGAUGCCAUGUACACAAAUGUCAAAGUGACCAAUAUUUGCUCUGAUGGAACACUUUACUGCCAGGUGCCCUGUAAGGGUCUGAACAAACUCAAUGACCUUCUACAUAAGAUAGAAGACUACUUCCAUUGCAAGCACAUGACCUCCGAGUACUUCAUCUCACUACCCUUUUGUGGGAAGAUCUGCCUCUUCCAUUGCAAAGGAAAGUGGUCACGAGUAGAGAUCACAAAUGUUCACAGUAGCCGGGCUCUCGAUGUUCAGUUCCUAGACUCUGGCACCGUGACAUCUGUGAAAGUAUCAGAGCUCAGAGAAAUUCCACCUCGGUUCCUGCAGGAAAUGAUUGCUAUACCACCUCAGGCUAUAAAGUGCUCCUUAGCAGAUCUUCCACAGUCUAUUGGCGUGUGGACACCAGAUGCUGUGCUUUGGCUAAGAGAUUCCGUUCUGAACUGCUCAGACUGUAGCAUUAAGGUGACAAAGGUGGACGAAAACAAAGGGAUCGCAUAUAUUUAUUUAUUUACGCCUAAGAACUUCCCCGAUCCUCACCGCAGUAUUAAUCGCCAGAUUACAAAUGCAGACUUGUGGAAGCAUCAGAAGGAUGUGUACCUGAGUGCCGUGUCGAGUGGCGCAAGCUCUCCCAACAGCAAAAGCAUCAGUACCUCUGGGCCGGGCGGUGCUGGAGAGGGUUUCCGAAAGAGCCUCACUGAUAGCCUCAAAAAGUCCAUGGUGGACCACCCCAGCACUUUCUCUGUGAAUGAACUGCCACCUCCUGUCCACUUGUCAAAACCAGGGGAGCACAUGGAUGUGUACGUGCCUGUGGCCUGUCACCCCGGAUACUUUGUCAUCCAGCCUUGGCAGGAGAUACAUAAGUUGGAAGUUCUGAUGGAGGAGAUGAUUCUCUACUACAGUGUAUCUGAAGAGCGACACAUAGCAUUGGAAAAAGACCAAGUGUAUGCUGCAAAAGUGGAAAAUAAAUGGCACCGGGUGCUUUUGAAAGGAAUCCUGACUAACGGACUGGUGUCCGUUUAUGAGCUGGACUACGGCAAGCACGAAUUAGUCAACGUCCGAAAAGUCCAGCCCUUAGUGGACGUGUUCAGAAAGCUGCCAUUCCAGGCAGUCACCGCACAGCUUGCAGGAGUGAAGUGCAGCCAGUGGUCUGAAGAGGCGUCGAUGGUGUUUCGAAAUCACGUGGAGAAGAAACCUCUGGUGGCAUUGGUGCAGACUGUGCUAGAGAACACUAACCCCUGGGACCGGAAAGUAGUGAUUUAUUUAGUGGACACAUCGUUGCCUGACACUGAUAUCUGGAUUCAUGACUUCAUGUCAGAGUAUCUGGUAGAGCUUUCAAAAGUUAAUUAA
Elephantulus edwardii (Cape elephant shrew) is the source of this 3439-nucleotide messenger RNA. It is a transcript of the gene TDRD7, whose product is annotated as tudor domain containing 7. The coding region runs from base 140 to 3439 and encodes 1099 amino acids. The record is from RefSeq and is a predicted model, not a curated record. Gene Ontology annotation, biological process: spermatogenesis; lens morphogenesis in camera-type eye; lens fiber cell differentiation. NCBI's taxonomy places the organism in Eukaryota, Metazoa, Chordata, Mammalia, Macroscelidea, Macroscelididae. The transcript has 17 exons.